This is a messenger RNA of Raphanus sativus (radish), 447 nucleotides long. RefSeq lists its product as uncharacterized. Lineage: Eukaryota; Viridiplantae; Streptophyta; Magnoliopsida; Brassicales; Brassicaceae. The coding region runs from base 1 to 447 and encodes 148 amino acids. The transcript has 2 exons. The record is from RefSeq and is a predicted model, not a curated record.
AUGGCUGGAGGUCGGAGCACCGCGUCUGCACAGUCGAGGGGUUCAUCAUCUGUCGGUCGUCGACCCUCAAGAGGUGCUGGAAGAUUUUUUGGCGUUCCUAAGAAAUGUUGGUGUGGUGAGCUAAUGGUGACCUUGACGUCCAAUUCUGACCAGAAUCCAUAUCGGAGAUACUUGCGGUGUUCAUUUGCGGCAGAGAACAAGUGGGUGGAUGAGGCUUUAUUGAACGAGGUUGAGACACUUUCACUCAAAAAUGCAAGACUUGAAGAAGUGACUAACAAUAUUUCAUCAAAGAUUGUCACCGAGAGUUCUGAAACACAUAUAAUGGCUAGGGUUGAAGAUGCAUUGAAUGCACAAAAUGCCAACAUGAAGCACACUAUGUUUGUGGUUGUGAUCGGGAGCUUGAGCCUUGUCUGUAUGAUGAGAAUUCUAUGUCUAACGAGAAACUGA